UAUCUGCUAUAUGUUCUUCCCCAUCUAUUUAUCUUAAAAAAUCCUGAUGAACGACUCAUACCUGCAGUUUCUUGAAGGGCAGAAACCUGCAAACAGCACGUCUUUGCCUCCUAAUGGCAGCACCAUUGAUCCUCCAGCAGGGGCGCUGUGCGAGCAGGUUCAGAUCCAGGCGGAGGUUUUUCUCACCUUGGGUAUUGUGAGUCUUCUGGAGAACAUCCUCGUCAUCUUGGCCGUGGUCAAAAACAAGAACCUUCACUCUCCGAUGUAUUUCUUCCUGUGCAGCCUGGCUGCUGCGGACAUGUUGGUGAGUGUAUCGAACUCUUUGGAGACCAUUGUCAUUGCCGUACUAAGCAGUCACCUUUUGGUGGCCAGUGACCAUUUUGUGCGUUUGAUGGACAAUGUGUUUGAUUCAAUGAUCUGUAUUUCUCUCGUGGCAUCAAUCUGCAACCUCUUGGCGAUUGCCAUCGACCGCUACGUCACGAUUUUCUACGCCUUACGCUACCACAGCAUAGUGACCAUACGCAGAGCUCUGGUGGCCAUCGCUGCGAUCUGGUUGGUGUGUGUGGUUUGUGGGAUCGUCUUCAUAGUGUACUCAGAGAGCAAGACCGUGAUUGUUUGUCUGAUCACAAUGUUCUUUGCCAUGCUGUUGCUCAUGGCCACUCUCUACGUACACAUGUUUCUUCUCGCCAGACUUCAUGUAAAGAGAAUCGCAGCAUUACCCCCAGCGGCCACCAGCAACCCGACCCCACGUCAACGCAGCGGUAUGAAGGGAGCCGUGACCAUCUUCAUCCUCCUCGGCGUUUUUGUGUGCUGCUGGGCACCAUUUUUCCUCCACCUCAUUCUGCUGGUGUCCUGUCCACACCAUCCGCUCUGCCUCUGCUACAUGUCUCACUUCACCACGUACCUGGUCCUCAUUAUGUGCAACUCUGUGAUUGACCCACUCAUCUACGCCUGCCGCAGUCUGGAAAUGAGGAAGACCUUUAAGGAGAUACUGUGCUGUUUUGGCUGUCAGCCUCCACUUUAG
Sinocyclocheilus rhinocerous is the source of this 1024-nucleotide messenger RNA. RefSeq names its product melanocortin receptor 3-like. The record is from RefSeq and is a predicted model, not a curated record. Gene Ontology annotation, molecular function: melanocortin receptor activity. The transcript has a single exon. Lineage: Eukaryota; Metazoa; Chordata; Actinopteri; Cypriniformes; Cyprinidae. Gene Ontology annotation, biological process: G protein-coupled receptor signaling pathway. Bases 47 to 1024 code for a protein of 325 amino acids. Gene Ontology annotation, cellular component: membrane.